Molecule: messenger RNA, 1752 nt
Organism: Ostrinia nubilalis (European corn borer)
Lineage: Eukaryota; Metazoa; Arthropoda; Insecta; Lepidoptera; Crambidae
Gene: yellow-12
Product: protein yellow-like
Exons: 4
Coding region: 184-1686 (500 amino acids)
Cellular component (GO): extracellular region
Source: RefSeq, a predicted model, not a curated record
GGGGCCAAGUGAGCCCGGUGCGAAAGGGCCGCACGACAGACAAAGUAGAGACCCGCGCUCGUACUCACGCGUUUUUUGCAAUGCCGUUUUUCACUGCACCGUUUCACGCUGCUGUCUCUGUCGAGUCAAUGCUUGGUGAACUAGAGGAAACGAGACGAAAUAUUUUUUGAUAUUAUGUAAACGAUGGCUUUGUCGCAUCAGUGGUUCAUACAGUGGUCUUCACCGCCUUCGCUGUUUGCGGAUAUUAACAGCCGGUACAAAAGUGUUAACACCUGGAACAAUGGCAAGCCCGACUGGGCUUGGGAAGUGACUUUACAAAACAGUGAUAACGGCUACGAGUUAUCGGAUUACAGGCAACAUGUUGACGAAAACAAUUUUGGAUAUAGUGAACAGACUAAUCCUAAGAAAAAUGAGGCGACCCGCGCGGCUGGACUGGCGCUAUGGCUGACCAUGCUGGGAGUAGCGCGCGCGCAGAGCAUACCAGCCGACACGGAGACGCCGCCUUUCAACACACUCUACAAGUGGAAGCAUGUAGACUUCGAAUUCCCCUCGGCUAGACACCGUAGGCAGGCAAUAGCUGAUGGAAAGUACAUUCCAGAGAAUGUUCUUCCCCUGGGCUUAGAAGUGUGGGGCUCACGGGUGUGGGUCACGCUGCCGAGCUGGCGGAAAGGAGUGCCCGCUACCCUGGCCACGGUGCCGAGAAACGGCGGCAUGGCCUCGCCGCCUCUUACGCCUUAUCCUGACUGGACUUAUCAUAGAGCUUACAACAAUGGACAAAACUGCACUGGGCUAACAUCAGUGUUUCGAGUGAACGCAGAUCCAUGCGGAAGAUUAUGGGUCCUGGAUUCCGGACAAAUAGAUUCACAAGAUAAGCCUAGACAGAUCUGCCCUCCAAGCAUUGUGCUGUUCGAUCUAUACUCUGAUAAAAUUAUUAACCGUUUUGUGAUUCCCAAAAAAUAUGUUUUGCAAGACUCCUUGUACUCAAAUAUUAUAGUCGACACACGGACGCAAGAUUGCUCUGAUGCCCACGUUUACAUAGCCGAUACUUGGCGUUUCGGCCUCCUAGUCUUUAGAGAAAAAGAUGCACAUUUUUGGAGAUUUUCACAUCAUCUGUUCUACCCUGAUCCUUUGGCAUCCAAUUUUACACUUCAUGGUGUCAACUUUCAAUGGGCAGAUGGAAUAUUCGGUCUUGCACUGAGCCCUAUUGGUCAAUAUGAGGAGCGGAUUUUAUUUUUCCAUUCUCUAUCAAGCUACAGAGAGUUUUAUGUAUCAACAGCGGUUCUUCAAGACCCUUCAAGAACAAAUAGUAGUGCAUCAGAGUUUAAUCUAGUCGGUGAUAGUAGAGGUUUAGCUGGGCAAUCAUCCGCAUCAGCCGUUGAUAGGCGAGGCGUAAUGUUCUACGGACUCGUCUCGAGAGACAGUAUUGGAUGCUGGGAUUUAAAGAAACCGUACCAUAAAAGGACUAUCGGAGAGGUCGCGAAGAAUUCUGACACUCUCGUAUUCCCUAAUGACAUAAAAGUUGAUCAGGAUGAGCAACAAAGUGUGUGGGUAAUAUCGAAUAGACUGCCGAUGUUCCAAGCGGGCCCAUUGGACCCGGACGAUUACAACUACCGCAUUUUGUACGCAGAUACCGCGGAGGCUGUGAGGGGUACAGUCUGUGAUCCUGAAGAAUCAACACUGUUUUAGAGCCAUACUUUGUUACUUAUUUAAAUGAAAAAUAUUGUUUUUGUAAAUACAUCUGGUACUGUAAAA